Penicillium diatomitis is the source of this 7530-nucleotide messenger RNA. RefSeq names its product type I polyketide synthase. The record is from RefSeq and is a predicted model, not a curated record. Lineage: Eukaryota; Fungi; Ascomycota; Eurotiomycetes; Eurotiales; Aspergillaceae. Gene Ontology annotation, biological process: secondary metabolite biosynthetic process; fatty acid biosynthetic process. The transcript is spliced from 7 exons. Gene Ontology annotation, molecular function: 3-oxoacyl-[acyl-carrier-protein] synthase activity; fatty acid synthase activity; phosphopantetheine binding. Bases 1 to 7530 code for a protein of 2509 amino acids.
AUGAUGACCGUCUCCAAUGGAGAAAAGCAAGCGCCUGUGGCGAUUGUUGGAAUGGCUUGCCGACUGCCGGGGCAAGUGAGCAGCUUGGAGUCAUUCUGGGAGCUAUGCUCUCGAGGCCGUAGUGGGUGGUCGGAGAUGCCUCAGAGCAGAUUCAAUGCAGCGGCGUUCUAUCAUCCAAAUCCCGAUCGAACUGGUUGUUUCAAUCCCAGAGGAGCUCAUUUCUUGGACGAAGAUAUUGAAUUCUUUGAUGCGCCCUUUUUCAACAUCACGGUUCAAGAAGCGCGCGCCAUGGAUCCCCAACAGCGGUUACUUCUCGAAUGCGCAUACGAAGCCUUGGAGAAUGGCGGAGUGACAAAGCAAGAGCUCCAAGGUCGCAACGUUGGAGUGUUUGUGGGCGGAUCAACUGCGGAGUAUGAAAUUCGAAACUUACGCGAUAUCGCGACAUGCCCUAUGUAUGCGGCCACCGGGUCCGCGACGUCUCUGCAGUCGAAUCGCAUCUCAUACUAUUUUGACCUCAAAGGCCCCAGUAUGACCGUCGACACUGCCUGCUCUUCAAGUCUGACAGCGUUACACCUGGCUUGCCAAAGUUUGAGAUCGAAAGAGUGUUCGGCGGCGUUGGUGGGCGGUUGUCAUCUCCAUGUUGUCCCCGACACGUUUGUGUCCAUGUCAUUAUCAAGGUUGUUUUCCGAGUCUGGAAAGAGUUUCCCCUUCGAUCAACAAGCGAAAUCGCAGACAGUAAAUGGAUACGGUCGUGGAGAAGGUGCAGGGUGCAUUAUCCUCAAGCCUUUGCAAGAUGCGAUCGAUGCAGGUGAUGCCAUUCGAGCCGUGAUCUGGAACACCGGGGUGAACCAGGAUGGACGUACACGUGGUAUCACAAUGCCGAAUAGCUUGGCUCAAGAAGAGUUGAUUCGCAGAGUGUAUGAAGAGGCCCAGAUUGAUCCUGCAGAGACUGGCUAUGUCGAAGCGCACGGGACAGGAACUACUGUAGGUGAUCCUGCUGAAGCUCGUGCUCUCUCAGCAGCUCUGUGCAAUGGCAAGAACCGCCAGAGUCCCCUCCUAAUAGGCUCUGUCAAGUCCAACGUUGGCCACGCAGAGGGCGCCAGUGGAAUAAUCGCCGUCAUCAAGACUGCGCUGAUUUUGGAACGGGGAUUCGUGCUACCGAAUUGCGGUGUCACUCGGCCAAAUGAUGAGAUUCCUAUGGGAGAGUGGCAGUUGAAGGUUCCUAAGAAAGUAGCUCCCUGGCCAAGGGGCAAGAAGUAUGCUAGUGUGAACAACUUUGGCUUUGGAGGAACGAAUGCGCACGUCAUCAUGGGAAGGCCGCCCUCAAGUCAAUCGCCCAACGACACACCCAUGCAACACACAUCGACCCAGGAUCCCGGCAAAAAGAGACAUUCCGCGCGAUACGUUUACACAAUCUCAGCGCCCACCAAGAGGGCUCUCGGGGCGGUGACGAGCAACAUCAGAAAGUAUCUCGAAAAGCACCCCGACGCUUUCGAUGCGUUUGUCUUAGGAAAUCUGGCAUAUACUUUGGGUCAGAGGAGGAGCUUGUUCCCUUGGAGGUCUGCUGUGUCUGCCACCAACGGCAAGGAUUUGAUUGCUUUGCUCUGUGCCAACCCGGAGUCCUUCGAAGUCGCCAAUGAACCUUCCAUCUCGCUUGUUCUCACAGGCCAGGGUGCUCAGUGGUAUGGCAUGGGACGAGAGCUUCUUGUAACCUCGCCUGUCUUUCUAGCGUCAAUGCAACGAAUUGACCACGCUCUCGCUGCCUUGCACAGCGAAAUUUCAAUAAUUGACGAGUUGGAGAAGGAUCCCUCAUGUAGCUCACUUUAUGAGCCUUUCAUCAGCCAGCCGGCAUGUACAGCAUUGCAAAUUGCCCUCAUCGAUCUGUUGAAGAACUGGGGGGUUGCUGUGACAUCUGUCAUUGGCCAUUCUAGUGGGGAGAUCGCCGCUGCUUAUGCCGCUGGGAUCUUGAACGUCGACCAAUGCAUGGGAAUUGCUUUCGCGCGAGGUGCGGCAGCGCAGCUGCUCAAGGACGAUCCGAAUCAACAAGAAGGCAUGAUGAUGGUCGCCGGCGCCAGCCCUUCAGUUCUUCAACCCUACAUUGAUGAGAUAUCCACUGGGCAUACCGUCAUAGCCUGUGUCAACAGUGAAAAAAGCGUCACAAUAUCUGGUGAUGCCGGAUCAAUCACGAAGCUUGAUUCUGCGCUGGCGCAGGACAAGAUUUUCACUCGGAAGCUUCGAACUGGCGUCGCAUAUCACUCGCCACAAAUGAAGCAAAUUGCUGAGAAGUAUCGAGAGCUCAUGGGCAAGAUCACCCCCCAGAAUUCCUCCACUCCCUUCUAUUCCACAGUUCGUGGGGAGAUGGUGGAUGCUUCAGUAUUGACUGAAGAGUACUGGAUCGAAAACCUCAUCUCUCCUGUCCUCUUCUACAAGGGCUUACGAAGUCUGAUUCAAGGCGCAAACGAAAGCAACACGGGCAAACAUGAUCACCUGCUUGUUGAAGUUGGCCCGCACCCUGCCUUGCAGUCGCCAUGUCUCAGUGCCAUUCAGGAGCGAUCAGGACACGUCAAAUUCCACUAUAUUCCAAGUCUUCGAAGAAAUGAUGAAUCUUUCACGUGCAUCCAGAACCUUGCCGCUGUGCUAUUUACCAAGGGUGUUCCCGUCAACAUGGGAGCUGUCAACGACUUUGCAUCCUUCGGUGAAAAGCCACAGCUGCUCACCAACAUGAUCAAUUAUCCUUGGGAUCAUUCUACCCGCCUCUGGCAUGACUCUCGUGUAACUCGGAAUGCAUCUCAUCCCCAAUUCCCCCGUCACGACAUUCUUGGAAGUUUCUGUAUGGAGAACGUUGACCUCGAGCCUAGAUGGAGAAAUAUUAUCAGGCCUGAUGACUUACCGUGGGUCAGGCAGCACAAGGUACAUGGAAACUCCGUCUAUCCUAUGACGGGCUUCUUAUCCAUGGCGGUCGAGGGUGUUGCUCAGUUAGCGCAGCUGCAAAAUAUUCAACUUGAGUGCGUCGAAAUGCGCAACGUCAAAAUGCAGCGCAUGCUUGUAUUGUCUGACACGUCACCUGUCGAAAUCAUGCUUUCAAUGAAACUUCAAAACGGAACUUCCAUGAGCCAUGGAGCUUGGUACGAGUUCUGGACAUACUCCUGGGCUAAUGGCCGAGGAUGGGAUGAGCACUGUCACGGAUUUGUCAUUGCCAGAGGUCCCGAGAAAUCGAAUUCUGUUGUUCGACCCAAGCUUGCGCUUGAUGAACAUCUCUCGCUGUUCGCAAAAGACUGCACGCAGGAUGUGGACUUGACUGCGACUUACGCUAAUAUUGCCUCCACGGUCCUCGAAUACGGUCCUCUUUUCCGGGAUUUCUCCCGCGUUGCGCUGAGCGGCAAUGGAAGAUCCAUCGCACAUGCCAAGAUUCCAAACACCAGCAGCGUUAUGCCGUUCAACUACGAGACGAAAUGCAUAGUUCACCCUGUCACGCUUGACAUGUUCAUUCAACAAUUCUGGUUCUUCUGUGGAUUUGAUAAAGCUGGGCCCAACUCUCAAUACCUGGCAGACGCUGUUCAACACAUGGUUAUUCCUGUGAACGAUAAUGUGAAGGCCGGUACACCCUUCAAGCUCUUUACUACCCGGACUGAAGUACCCGAAAACAGGGGAAAUUCCUGCUACAGCAUCUUGGGCGUCGUCGAGGAGACUGGCGAGCCUUGGAUCACAGUGACGGGUUUUACUACAGUAUCAAUCAAGGAUGCUCCCGAUGGCUCUGACAUCGCUGCGGAUAGAUCCAUGUGCUUCAAAGAGCACUUUGAGCCAUGCCUAGAUUUUUUGCAGUCCAACGGAGCCUCAUUGAUGCCGAGGCAAAGCAUUACUUCCAAAUGCCUCGUGGAACCGACGCGUCUUUUGAAGCAGGUUUCACAGUACUACAUUAGCAAAGCGCUACUGCAGACGCCCACGCAGCUCUCCUCUUUCGAACCACAUCAGCAGCUCCUUUACCAGUGGAUGCAACGUGUCUGUCCAUGUCCGAUGGAGGCAAUCAAGAAAAUCAGCGCCGAGACACUGGAUUUCGUGUGCUCGAUGAAUGUUGCGGGAAAGUUAUCUUGCAAAGUAGGCGAAAAGCUACCAGCCAUUUUGAAGGGUCAAGAAGACGCACUAUCAAUCAUGGUUGAGGAUGAUCUCCUUAACCAGUACCGUCAAAGCUUGGACGGCUAUCGUCGAAGCUAUGACAACGCUGUUCUGUGCAUCGAAAAGAUGGUCCAUCAAAAUCCAAACAUGAAUAUUCUCGAGAUCGGUGCAGGUACAGGAUCAGCAACUCUUCCGAUCUUGGAACGCCUUCGGGGCAAAGAUGGAGCAAGUGUGCCUAGGUUUAACCAGUACACAUACAGUGAUAUUUCAACUGAUUUGUUCGAAAAGGCUCGCGAGAAAUUCCAUGACUGGGACUCGCUGAUGACCUAUCAAUUACUCGAUAUCACUUCGGAUCCGGUUGAUCAAGGGUACGCUGCAGGGUCGUUAGACCUGAUCAUCGCGUGCAAUGUGCUGCAUGCAACACCACAGAUCAACAAGACCAUUGCAAAUGUGCGCAAACUGUUGAAACCAGGAGGCAAGCUUCUUCUCAUUGAGGAGACCGUCAUGCACGAAAGCCUCUUCACUUUCGCUUGUCUACCAGGGUGGUGGGCGAGUCAGGAUGGCAGAGAGAACAAUGGCCCUUUGCUAUCCCACGAGGAAUGGAAGAGUGUUCUGAAGAGAAAUAAUUUCUCUGGACUUGAUAUUUGCCUCCCUGAUUUUCCUGGCGCAUCUGAGGCAUCUAAUCACAUGAUGGUUGCAACGGCAACUGUUGACCACCAAGCCAAUCAGCAAGAAAUUGCACUCUUCGAUAUCGAGAAGCAGCAUGUCAUUCCGCAGAAGGCUUUACUCGAAGCUCUCGCCGUACUCUCCGAUUUGGGUAAAGACUACUUUGAAGCCCUGCAGUCAUUGAUCACUACAGCAAAGGGAGUGCUAUGGGUUACGGGUCAUAGCCGAUCGCCAGUUCAGUGUGCUAGGCAACAAAUGGUGCUCGGUCUGGCACGAACUGUCCGCAACGAAACUGGUCUUCAGUUUGCCACCUUAGAUCUCGGUUGUGUCGAUGAAAUGACCAGCACUGAGGCUGUUCGUCACAUUCAAAGCGUUUUCAAGGUCGUUUUUGACAAAUCACAUCAAUCUGUGCUCACGUGUGGAGACCUGGAGUUUAGCGUUCGAGCGGGUGAACUUGGUGUCACGCGCAUAAUGGACGAUUCUGAUAUGAAUAUGAGUAUGCUUCAAGAAGCAGGCCAGGCGCCUCCGCAACUCCAGCCUUUUGAACAAGUCGGACGGCCCUUCGCUCUCAAACUCACGGACGCAGGAGGUCUGGAUGGGUUCUAUUUCACAGAUGAUGACGUUAGGGAGAGACCAGUUCGAGAGGGAUUCAUCGAAAUUCAGGUCUGCUAUUCUGGCUUGAAUUUCAAGGACAUCAUGAUGGUCAUGGGAGAGGUUCCUGGCAAUGACAUUGGAAUUGAGUGCAGUGGGAUUAUCACAGCCAUUGGUCCGGGUGUUGCGGACCUUGCAGUUGGUGACCGAGUUUGUGCCAUGUUCAAAGGGUGUUACUCCAAUUACAUUCACUGCCCGGCAAGUAAUGCUUGGAAAAUCCCCGACGGCAUAGCUCUCGAUGUGGCUGCCACUAUUCCGGUGACAUUUUGCACGGCCUAUUACUCGAUGGUUGACGUGGCUCGGGUCGAACCUGGAGAAAAUGUCCUGAUCCAUUCCGCCGCCGGUGGAGUGGGACAGGCUGCGAUUCUCCUUGCGCAAUCAAUUGGCGCAAAUGUGUUCGCCACGGUUAGCACACAAGAGAAGAAGGAAUUUUUGAUCAAGACCUAUGGUUUGCAAGAAGAUCAAAUUUUCUACAGCAGGAGUACCGGGUUCGGCGAGGCUAUUCGCAAUGUCACUCAAGGACGCGGUGUUGAUGUCGUAUUGAACUCCCUCAGUGGUGAUUUCCUCCGAGUCUCGUUCGAGACUCUGGCUCCAUUUGGGCGCUUUGUGGAACUUGGAAAGCGAGACUUCCUGCAGAACUCCCGACUCGAGAUGGCUCACUUCUUGAACAACGUGUCUGUGUGCUCUGUGGACCUAGUCCUAGUCAUGGAACGCCGGCCGAAGCUUCUGAGACGACUUCUGGGGGAUGUUUUCAGAGAAUUCGGUCAGGACGUGUUUUGCCAACCACCUUGGCCGAUCACGUCGUAUUCAAUUUCUGACGCUGAGCACGCUUUCCGCGAGCUGCGUAAUGGCCGGCAAAUCGGGAAGAUUGUCGUUCAGAUGGAGCCAGACGCGCUGGUUCAUCCGCCAACAAAGUCUGGCAACUUGGUCCGACAGGACGCGACGUAUGUUGUUGUUGGCGGCAACAGGGGAAUUGGUCUGGACAUUGUCUCCUGGCUGGCUGAGAAAGGUGCCAAGCAUCUACUUAUUGUGUCUCGUUCUGGUCUUGCAGGCGAUGAAGUGCACGAUGCGAUCGUCCAGCUCAUCAACAAAGGUGUCACAGUCAAAGUUUGCAAAUGCAGUGUCGACAAUAAGCAUGAACUUGCCAACCAAUUGAAAGCAGCACUAUCUGGUAUACCACCGGUGCGCGGUGUGAUAUAUGGUGCCAUGAUUCUGAGGGAUGUCGCUUUCGAGAAGAUGAAGUAUGCAGACUACGACGCGGUAGUCAAGACGCGAGUGCAAGGGUUGUGCAACGUGCAUGAAAUCAUCUCCGCUAUGAAAUACGACUUGGACUUCCUAAUCAGCUUGUCCUCGGUGGCAGGUGUUGUUGGAAAUCUUACACAGUCUGCAUACGCAGCUAGUGGCACCUUCAUGGAUGGCUUUGCCAAAGCUAUGAGUGAUCUGGGCGUCAAUUACACGGCCAUUGACCUUGCUCCUGUACGCGAUAUCGGCUAUCUGGUCGGUAAUGAGAAGACCCAGGAUGUUGUUCAGGGUGCGUUUGGAGAUGUUUGGUUGAAUGCGGAUGACAUUCACUGCCUGCUGGCCAGUGCGAUCAAGGGAGUCAUGAAAAAUUCCUGCAAUAACCACUGUAUUACAGGAUUGAGCUCGCUCAAGGAUGAGAAAUUCACUGCGGGCCAGAUAUGGACGAAAGACCCUCGUUUCUCACAGUUGAUCCGAGCCGUCACAUUCGGCGCUCCCUCGAGAGCUGGUGACUUACCCAAUGCUUUGGCAACGGAGAGUCCAGCAAAGGCGCUCCAAAAGGCGCAGACCCUUGAUCAAGCUCAAGAUAUUAUUGCGCAGGCUCUGCUGAACAAAUUGUGCAGCCUGCUCAUGUUGUCGGUCGAGGACGUUGACGUUUCCAAAUCCAUCUCUGCCUUCGGACUGGACUCCCUCGUUGCUAUCGAGGUACGCCAUUGGAUCACUCGGGAGUUUGAUGCAACGCUUCAGCUGUUGGAAAUCCUCGCCAGUGAAUCUGUUAACAGUCUAGCCGGUGUGAUCACAGGCAGAUCUGGUGCUGUUCCGGAAAAUUUGAAGAUGUCAAAUGUGACCGCGAGCUCCUGA